Messenger RNA from Rhincodon typus (whale shark), 1660 nucleotides. It is a transcript of the gene armh1, whose product is annotated as armadillo like helical domain containing 1. The transcript is spliced from 12 exons. Lineage: Eukaryota; Metazoa; Chordata; Chondrichthyes; Orectolobiformes; Rhincodontidae. The coding region runs from base 128 to 1336 and encodes 402 amino acids. The record is from RefSeq and is a predicted model, not a curated record.
GGGAGACCAGGUCUGAACACAGUACUCCAGAAGCAGCACAACGUUCUGUACAACCCCAGCAUAAUGUACCAACUGCUUUCCCAAAAGUCUGAGCAAUGAAGCUGACGAGAUUAAUUAAAUUCUGAAAAUGGCUUCAUCGAAAGAAGAAGUGGAAAUUUCUGGACUGAUGAGUUUUCUACAGGAGUGGGACAAUGGCACCAAAGCUGUCCGACAUCGUAUGUUGAAUGACUUCAUAAAUACAAAUAAAGGUAAAACUGGUCCAGAGCUGGAACUACAGUUUGCUCAAGGUGCCAGUUUGUUUCUCACAAGAUUGACGGCAUGGCUCAGAUUAACCUACAUGGUUGGUACCUGUGUAACUGAACAGUUACAAGCCAUCGGUGUAUUUUUGUCUGCAACAAGUGGACAUCGAUAUCUCAUAGAAGUUUUAGAAGUUGGAGGCGUUUUGACGUUUCUAGAAAUUCUGAAAUUGAAACAGUUGCGAGAAGAUAAUAAAGAAGAAGCAUUAAAGUUGCUUCAAAUUAUUGCAAAUGCUGGACGAAAGUAUAAGGAACUAAUCUGCGAAAGCUAUGGUGUGAGAAAUGUUGCAGAGUGUUUGGCAAAUGCAAAACUGGAAAAGACCCUAGAACAGGCUCAGAUCUUACUGGAAUUACUAGCACAAGGCAACCCAAAGUAUCAACUACAAGUGUACAAAGGAUUGAUUGCAUUAUUACCAUGCACUUCCCCAAAGGUACAACAACUGGCUCUUCAGACACUUAUGACUUUGCAGACAGCUGUAAAGAUUGUACAUCCUUGCAUUGUGGAACCACUUUUGAACGUAUUGAAAACCAUUCACUACGAAGUGCAAUAUGAAGGAAUCGAAUUUAUCAAGGUACUUCUGAAAUAUAAUGUACGAAAAGCUCUGCUAGAAGGAUUAGUUGCACGCCUUAAUCCAUCAGUGGAUAACAUACAGAAUCGACCGAAAAUUCUUGAUGAUGAACCCACCUUACCUUUGUUUGUACAACAGACUGCAGCAGCCAAAGCAAUUGGUUUACUCAUUCAAGAAUCUGCUGAGAUAGCUGAGGAAUUGUUGCAACUUAGAGUAGUGCAUCACCUCAUGAUUGCUAUGGGCAAUCUGAAUCAUGCUGACAGCCAAAGACAAGCUAGUUUGACAUUGGAACACCUGGUUCGUACAUUUCCAGUUGUUGAAGAAAAUGUACGAAAAGCCAUGGGAGAAACACUCUUUGAAUUAUAUAUGACAGAUCCAGGGAGUUUCUACUUGAAGAUGGACUCAAUCCAAGCUGCUGUUUUGGUUGGAAACAAAAUCAAUAUUCCAGGAAUUGAAGAAGGACCAGAAUAAAACCCAUGUCUUCAGGUGUAGCAUGACAAGAAGGAGUUCCUUUUUUAAGCUAAAGUAAAAGAUGAAUGCAUCAUUUUUAUGAACUGAUUACAUUUUCAAAUAGACUUAAGGUAGAUGGAACAAAGCAGUGCUUGGAUUAGCUCAAUGACUUUCUAAUUCCAUUUUAAAAUGUAGUGAAACUUCUUUCUAACUAUUAGUGAUUAGCAUGCUUUAUCGACUGUACUUGAACUGACUUUAACAAUGUGAAUAUGAGCCAUUGGUUUAUAACCAGCACUGUACACCAUUGGAGUGAUUAAAAUUCAAUUUCUUAAUUAUUUCUGAGUA